GGAACGUAAAAGACUGUGGUGAAGUCUGAAAUGCAGCAAUGGGAAGUGUUUAAUAAGAUGAGUUCCUUCAUGACCUCCCUUCAUUGAAAACAGCUUUUGGUAAUAGUUAACAUGACUGAGUGGAGCACACCACACUUGAAAUUGAUUCUUAUCGGGAACUCUGGAGUGGGAAAAUCUUCUUUCAUGACACGGUUUGUUGACCAUCGUUUUACUAAUUUGUACCGUGCCACCAUCGGGUUAGAUUUCCUUACUAAAGAAAUCACCAUUGAUAAAAGAACAGCAAUUCUUCAGAUCUGGGACACUGCAGGCACGGAGAGGUUCCAUUCUCUGGGCACCGCACUGUAUCGUGGAGCUCACUGCUGCCUUCUAGUGUUUGACGUUACAUCAUCCGCUUCCUUUACGGCACUGGAAGGCUGGAGGAAAGAGUUCCUGUUGCAGGCGUGUCCUUCUGACCCCAAAGGAUUCCCUUUCGUAGUGCUUGGCAAUAAAAUUGAUUUGGAAAAUCGUAAGGUGUCACCAAAAGAAGCCCAGCAGUGGUGCAGUGAUAUCGGUGCAGAGUAUUUUGAAUGUAGCGCCAAAGAAGACAUUGACGUCAACAAGACUUUUCAAAGUGCAGCGCGAGCAGCUUUGCAGUAUCUCAAAAGUCAUUCUGCAGAUAUUGAAGACGAUAUCCAGAUUAUACAGAAUCAACCCAAGACAUCAAAUGGAAAAUGCCACUGUUGAGGCACGUUUGUCAACAAAGGACAAAGUCCUCCCUGCCGUGACUUCAUCCACUUCAAAGUUUAUGUGCAUGUGUAAAGGACUGACCUGUAUAUAAAAAUAAACUUCAAUAACUACUU
Messenger RNA from Xyrauchen texanus (razorback sucker), 839 nucleotides. RefSeq lists its product as uncharacterized. Gene Ontology annotation, cellular component: lysosome; phagocytic vesicle; late endosome. The transcript has 5 exons. Gene Ontology annotation, biological process: phagosome-lysosome fusion; endosome to lysosome transport. The record is from RefSeq and is a predicted model, not a curated record. Lineage: Eukaryota; Metazoa; Chordata; Actinopteri; Cypriniformes; Catostomidae. The coding region runs from base 112 to 723 and encodes 203 amino acids. Gene Ontology annotation, molecular function: GTPase activity; GTP binding.